Sus scrofa (pig) is the source of this 11436-nucleotide messenger RNA. NCBI's taxonomy places the organism in Eukaryota, Metazoa, Chordata, Mammalia, Artiodactyla, Suidae. The record is from RefSeq and is a predicted model, not a curated record.
CCCCUCCCCCAGCUGGGGGGAGUGUUCCAGGCGCUUUGCCGAGAGGCCUAAAAAUCCUAGCCGGUUGGAGACCAGCGGGGCCGGCAUCGGGCCCCCCACAUCCCGGGAGUGGUGUCGGCCAAGGCAAGGGGAGCCAAGGCAGCGUCCCCCACCCAGGCCCAGAAGCUGGGGCCAGACCAGAUGCACCCUUUCUUCAAAAAAAGUGCUCUUGGUGAAACUGUGGGCCUCCCGGCUGGACUCCUAUUUACAAAGGAACCGGGGGUUCCAUAAGUAGAACUUAGGGAGAUGUUGGGGUAGGGCAGGUUUUGGAGCGGAGCCAGGCCUACUCAUCUCCCUCUUGGGGAGAGGGAGGAAAGUGGUCCUGUUUGGUUUGGAAAAGCCUGAGAGGAGGCAUUGGCUGCUUUUUCCUGCUGCUGCUUUUGUCCUGAAGCUGAAUUUUGGAGGUCUGUGUGCGUGGGCAGACACCCAAAGCCGGGGCAGGGAAAGGGGCCAGGCUCCCCUUGCCUUGGAAGCACAUUCUCAGGAGCUUGGGCCCCAGAAAGGCAGCUUCUCUGCCGUCUGUCAGGUACUCUUCAAGAGCAGGCAGCCAAUUUGUGGUCCAGUUCUUUGUGUCCUACGUCCCAGGUCCCCAUGGCUGCAGGGAGCCCAGAGUGGCUACUCUUGAUUUCCUGCCUCUUUGCCUUCCCAAGCCUGACCUUGGCUACUUUUGUGAAGGAGAGGUUGGGAGAUUUUAAAAAACCCUAGGUCUUUCAAAGUGUUAUUCCAUGAAACGAGUGCCUGUGCUGUGGCCAGAUAGGCACCCAGCUCUGCUCUCCAUUCCCCUGCCUCCAAGUGUGAGAGAUGAUGUGUCUGCAACCCCAGGCUGUGGGUUGCUUCCUGCUAGGAACCACCCCCCCCCAACCCCCCAGGGACCGGUGUUAGAGUCAGGCUCAGAAUUAGGUCCAUGUGGAGGAAGGGGGUUCAGGAAGUGACACCCCACCAGGGAUGGUCUUAUAGACCUCCUUGGGUACGGUGUGCAUGUGUGUGGAUGGCUGAGGAGAUUGGGAGGAAGGAAGGUCUUGUGGUGAGGCCACCAUCCUCAACCACAAACUCAGAUCUAACACAGCGGCUGAACUUCCAGACUUCAGUCCCCAUCAGCCCUGUUGGCCAUUGGGAGAAAAUUAUAGUGAUUUGAGAGACUGGAUUCCAAAGUGGAGGAAGGACAGACACUUCAGAGAGCUGAGAUGGUCCUGGAACCAUCACCCAGGUAUCAGACUUCAGGCACGGCCCUUCUGUGCCUCUGUGGUGCACCCUGGGCUCUCCUGAAUUGGUAGCUCGGGCUGGAGGUUCCCAGUGGAGACUCCUGGAUGAGAGGCUGCGUUUCAGACGGUGUGUGUGACCAGCAGGCAGUAAGGGGCAGCACAGUGGUUGAAGGCAACCACUGAUGUAUAUGGAUUUGAAGCAUAUAUAUAUUAGUUGUGAUCCCCCCACAGUUACUUCUUUGAGCCUUAGUUUCCUCAUCUGAGAAGCGGCAGUAGUGAUAUAUCCACUAUAUAUGGUUGCUGUGGGGGUUAAAUGAGAAUAUGUGAAAUACUUAGCAUAGUGCUCGACUCAUCGUAAAUGUUUAAAGUGUUAAUAAUGACAGUAACAGUCUGCGACUGCCGCAGACUGGGAAUGGGUGGUGGUUGGUAGAAGAGGGUGAGGGUACAGGAAGGGAGAAGGACGGGGACCCAGUUCACAUUUCACUUAGAUCACUACCCGGAAAGGGGAGGAAAUGGUUUUGUUUUGCCAGGACCCAGCUACCCACCUACCAUGUUGAAUUGAGUAAGUAUGAGAUGAUUUGCACAUCUGACUCCUGGGUGUGACUUUCUUGUUUAAGGUGGGGCCGGCUUAGAAGGAAGGGAAGUGGAGAGGCAAGAGUCUAGUCCAGGUCUUUGGGGUUGGAGGCAGGAGUGCCGAGGACCUGGUGACCUCAGCCCCCAAGGGUGGGUCAGCCAGAGUGGUAGAGAUUCAGUGAUCUCCUCAGUUAGCUGGGAUUGGAGAGACCUGGAGCAUGGACAGGGGAUGUAGAAGGGGCCCUGGCCCUUUGAGUUUGGAGGUCCAGAUUGAGGGAGUCUGGGUGCAAAGGCUAGUGGACGCUCGUGUAGCGUUCAGACCCUUCCUCCCCCUGAAACUGCUCCACUUCUCCCCAUUCAUGGGUGCAUCUUCUUGGUGGGUUCCAAUCCCUGCAGCCUCCUCUGCAGGCUCUGAGGAUGUUUGGACUGUCAGUGAAGUCUCUCACCACCUGGCCUCUUGCCCAUAUGCCCCAGGUAUCUGGCCUUUUCCUACUAAUCCUGCCAAGGUACCACUCAGUGCCUAGAACCUGGCCAAAGAGAGAGACACUUCUGGGACCCUCGGGGUGUCCCUGGCCCUGAGGAGAGACUGGGGUUCAGUGAGAGUGCACAACACACACGGACAGGCCCUCUUUCUGGCCCAGCUCUCUUUCCUCUCAUUGUACCUCUCACUUGUGAGAUGGGGCAGGCAGGUGCUCACUUUAGGGUGGGAGUUUGGCUUGAAAGAGGGGUGGGGAGGUGCCUUGGUGCUGGCUGUCGUGGUGGCGUGACAGGAACCAGGUGAUGUUUGGCCUUUUAUGUUACAGAUACCAACAUAAAUGAGUACAAAGCAAUUACAGACUUCCUGCUGAGUGCCACAGAGACUUUUCGUCAUGUUUUCUUGGCUCACCCUCUCAAGGGCCCUGGGGGGUGGUCCAGAGGACCACCUCACUCUGCAGAUGAGGACGUGGAAAUGUCAGGAGUGAGUUCUGUCAGUGCUGCUGUGUGACAGGCCUGGCUGGACCCAGGUCUCCAGUCGGUGGCUGGCGGGCCAGUCCCAAGAAGACUCUAAGCCCUGGGUCGUGCCUGAGUGGGCCCCUGGUCACGGUGGGCUCUGCCGCUCCUCUGAGGAAAACCUUCCUGCUCAGAGUGCGCCUUAGAGACCGCCUCAGCCUCUCUAGGUUCUGGCCCCACACUUUUCCUUCUGGUGCCUUCUUGGCUUAGAUAUUCAGCCCGGGGUCACUGUGGGCACAAUGACUUGGCUGUUGGCUCCAUGGUGGGCUGUGAGUGUCAGCCAAGCACGUCUGUGGGGACUUUUGGAGCCCUAGGCUUUCAUCUUUGAUUCUUUCAUUAAGAGGCCAGGCCUCCAUAGGUGGUGAAUGAAAAGAGGCCCUUGCCUUCAGGAAAACCAAGGCCAACAGCGACAGUUCCCAGUGGUACCUUUGCUGACAGGGGUGGGGGUGGCAGAAGAAAGCGCAACACCUGGACAGGGCAGUCAGGCUCAGAAAGGAGGUGAUGGAGGCCUGACCUCGGGGGCUGACAGACUGCUAAGGAGACAGACCACAAGGCCAGCUCAAGGCUGGGCCCAAGGCGCCCAGGGAGGGCAGCCCUGUAUCAUCAGGGAGUUUCUUUGUGCUGGCUGCUUGCUCCCGAGGGAGAGGGGCGAGAGCACGUGUCCGGAUCUCCAGAGCUAGCCAUCCUCGCCUGUGUGCUUCCUGUCUGACUAUAGUUUUUCCAGGGGAAGUCAGAGCUCUUAGUGUUUCCUCAGCAGCCCAGGCUUGCCCUGAUGUGUGGGUUUCCAGCCCAGCCUGGCCAGGCCCCCCAGCUGGGGCUUUUUCUUUCCUGUGAACCUGGGAAAGGGGCCUGCUUCACAGAUGCCUGGAAGAGCUGAGGCCCCCAGCUUCUCCCUCCAGCUUGCACACACACAGGUGCACAGGCCUGAGUCACCAGUUAGAGAUCUCAGCCAUCAGCCUUGUUUUGGGUGGCCCUGUGGAAGGAGGGAUGUUUCUUUGCUCCAUAAAUUACCAUGGGACCAUCUCCUGUUUGCCCAGUGCUAGACACUGAGGAUUCAAAAAAAAAUAAGACAUGGGUCGUGCCAUUGAGAGACUCCCAGACUCUUGGAAGAGACAGAUUUGGGAAUGUGUAAUUAGAACUCCAUGUGUCUUGUACCAUAAUAACGGUCUGUACGGAGAGCUUUGGGAAUGCAGAGUAACGAGCUGUGCCUGGCAAGCUGGGGGUUGAGAAGAGACAGCCAGGAAGGCUUCACAGGGGAGGUGACCUGUGAGCUGGGCCUUGAGUGGUUGAGGAACUUGCUGGGCCCUGACGAAGGUACUUCUCACCAUGCAGGGGUUGGGGUGCCUUUCAUGUGGCAGAGGAGAGACUGGGGCAGCCUAAGGAGGGUGCCUUGCCUUGCGUGUUGUGCUCUGUCCUGUGGGCAGCACCUGACACCAGAGGCUGAAGCGGGACUGUUUUGUGUUUGUCUGGGAGCAACUGAGAAGGGGUCCCAGUGAGUUACUGUAGUUUGCAUGGCGCACCCUCCUCGCUGAGGCAGGCGGGAUGCAGGGGUGAUGGAGGGGAAGGGCUGGGCCUGCAGGGGGGAGGCCGUGGAGCAUUCGGGUCCUCAACUCUGACUGCCUAGGUUAAAAUCCUGUUGCGCAGCUCGCUUGCCCUGUGACCCUGAGCAUGCGACUUUAUGCAUUGGCUCCUCGUCUGUAAAAGAGGGCUAGUAACAAACCACAUUUUUCUCGUGGGGGUCUUGCGAGGGUUCGGGGGGAAUCUGUAAAGUGCCCCACGUGGAGUGUGGCACCGUGUAAGCACUUCCUGCAGGGGAGCUCUGACGAGGAGGAAGCUGAAGUUUAAGACCCCCAGGAGGGCCUGGCAUGGAAGGGAGCGAGUGCGCCUGUCGUGAGGAGCGGGCUGGUGCCUGGCCACCAGGUGCUUUGAUUCAGAGAAAAGGAGGCCCACCUGGCCUCUGUGGAGGCUCUCAGCAGCUCCUCUGCCGUCAGGACUCUUUCCUGCUGCUGACCUUUGUGGGGCCUCAGGGCAGUUGGCUGGGAGCAGCUGCAGUGAUAGCACAUGAAGGUCUCCGACGCUCAUUUCUGAGAAGCUCACCCAGAGAAAUGCUGUCUGAGCAUGUUGGCGGGAGACCCCUGUCCUCCAGGAAGUGCUUUAAGGCCAGCCUCUCAGUGGGCUGGGCCUGACUCUGCCUCUCCUGUCCAGGUCGGUGUCCGUCUCUGUUAGCUCCCGGCAUCUCUUUCCGCUGUGUGCCCUUUCCUUUGGGAUGUGGCUUCAAGGAAGCCGGAGGUGGCUAAGGUGGAGCAGGCAAGGCCUAAGGUUGCAAAGGCCUCAAAUGAGGGGCUAGGAACCCCCCCACCCCCACCCUUAGAACUGCAGACGUCAGUGGGGACUUGGAGGAGAGUCCCAGGAGAAGGGGAGGUGGGGUAGGAGGAGGGCAGGGCUCUGGAGCUCCUGGCAGAGUGCUUUGUUCAGAGAAGCAUGGUGCCCAUGCUUCCCUGGGGGAUCUUUGAGAGCAGCCUGCUAACAGGUGAUAAGACUUUAGGCCGAGCCCAGGGUGAGGGGUGGCUUCUAGCAGCUGUGGCCAGAAUCAGCCAAAUUUGGGUCUGAGACUCACCUCUUCCUGUGACCUUGGGUACAAGUUACCAUAACCUGUCUGAAACUGAUCUUCAGCUGUAAAAUUAACUCUCCGUCACAGAGCUGUAUGUUCAUGGUGGUCAAAUGAGAUGGCAUAUGAGAGUGCUCAGCACAGCGUGUGGCACUUGUGGGUACUUUUUUUUUUUUUUGGCCAUGCCCACAGCAUGAGGAAGUUCCUGGGCCAGGGAUUGAACCCGUGCUGCAGCAGUGAUCCAAGCCACUGCAGUGACAACAUGAGACCCUUAAGCCACUGAGCCACUUGGAAACUCCACUUGUGGGUGCUUAAUAACGGUUUCCUUUGCUUUCACCGUAGCUAACUACAGAGCUGCAGUCCGCCUUUCCACCAAGCUGGCCGCCAUGGCUGCUCUCCCAGCCGGGGCUAGAAGUCUGUUUCCUAUUUCUUUGUUCCCUCCCUGAGUCUGUAUACAGAAAUCGGGGGCAGGGGAAAAAUUGAGUAUUUGAAUAGUGCGUUUAGUUGAUGAAGCAUUUUCUCAUCCAUUGUGUUGUUUGAGCGCCAUCACAGCUCCAUGAUUGGAAGGAGUUGGGAAGGCUGAGCUCUCCUUUACAGAUAAGGAAACCAGGCCCCAGGGCUGAGGGCACCUAGCAAGUUCGUGGUGGUGCUGGGAACAGCCUGAGAUACCUGAUUCCCACUGCAACAUUGAGCUUGUCCCCGCACCCUGGAGAAAGCGACAGUAAGUUGACAUUCGCGAAAUCAAGGAGAUCCGCCCAGGGAAGACCUCCCGGGACUUUGAUCGAUACCAAGAGGAUCCUGCUUUUCGACCAGACCAGUCACACUGCUUUGUCAUCCUGUAUGGAAUGGAAUUCCGCCUGAAGACCCUGAGUCUGCAGGCUACCUCUGAGGACGAAGUGAACAUGUGGAUCAAGGGCUUGACUUGGCUGAUGGAGGACACGCUGCAGGCGGCCACGCCUCUGCAGAUUGAGAGGUGGCUGCGGAAGCAGUUCUACUCAGUGGACCGGAAUCGUGAGGAUCGUAUAUCAGCCAAGGAUCUGAAGAACAUGCUGUCCCAGGUCAACUACCGGGUCCCCAACAUGCGCUUCCUCCGAGAGCGGCUGACGGAGCUGGAGCAGCGCAGCAGCGACAUCACCUACGGACAGUUUGCACAACUGUACCGCAGCCUCAUGUACAGCGCCCAGAAGACGAUGGACCUCCCCUUCCUGGAAGCCAGUACCCUAAGGGCAGGGGAGCGGCCAGAGCUCUGCCGGGUGUCCCUUCCUGAGUUCCAGCAGUUCCUCCUCGAGUACCAGGGGGAGCUGUGGGCUGUCGACCGGCUCCAGGUGCAGGAGUUCAUGCUCAGCUUCCUCCGAGACCCCUUGCGAGAGAUAGAGGAGACUUACUUCUUCCUGGACGAGUUUGUCACCUUCCUGUUCUCCAAGGAGAACAGCGUGUGGAACUCGCAGCUGGAUGCCGUGUGCCCAGACACCAUGAACAACCCCCUUUCCCACUACUGGAUCUCCUCCUCUCACAACACGUACCUGACCGGGGACCAGUUCUCCAGCGAGUCCUCCCUGGAAGCCUACGCCCGCUGCCUGCGGAUGGGCUGCCGCUGCAUUGAGUUGGACUGCUGGGACGGCCCAGACGGGAUGCCGGUCAUUUACCAUGGACACACUCUGACCACCAAGAUCAAGUUCUCAGACGUCCUGCACACCAUCAAGGAGCACGCCUUUGUGGCCUCAGAGUACCCGGUCAUCCUGUCCAUCGAGGACCACUGCAGCAUUGCCCAGCAGAGGAACAUGGCCCAGUAUUUCAAGAAGGUGCUCGGGGACACGCUCCUCACCAAGCCCGUGGACAUCGCGGCCGACGGGCUCCCCUCACCCAAUCAGCUCAAGAGGAAGAUCCUCAUCAAGCACAAGAAGCUGGCUGAGGGCAGUGCGUAUGAGGAGGUGCCUACGUCUGUGAUGUACUCUGAGAACGACAUCAGCAACUCCAUCAAGAACGGCAUCCUCUACCUGGAGGACCCUGUGAACCACGAGUGGUAUCCCCACUACUUUGUUCUGACCAGCAGCAAGAUCUACUACUCAGAGGAGACCAGCAGUGACCAGGGCAACGAGGAUGAGGAGGAGCCCAAGGAGGCGAGCAGCAGCACAGAGCUGCAUUCCAAUGAGAAGUGGUUCCACGGGAAGCUCGGGGCGGGGCGGGACGGCCGGCACAUCGCCGAGCGCCUGCUCACAGAGUACUGCAUCGAGACCGGAGCCCCGGACGGCUCCUUCCUCGUGCGCGAGAGUGAGACCUUCGUGGGUGACUACACCCUCUCCUUCUGGCGGAACGGGAAAGUCCAGCACUGCCGGAUCCACUCCCGGCAGGACGCUGGGACCCCCAAGUUCUUCCUGACAGACAACCUCGUCUUCGACUCACUCUACGACCUCAUCACACACUACCAGCAGGUGCCCCUGCGCUGCAACGAGUUUGAGAUGCGCCUCUCUGAGCCGGUCCCGCAGACCAACGCCCACGAGAGCAAAGAGUGGUACCACGCGAGCCUGACCAGAGCGCAGGCCGAGCACAUGCUGAUGCGCGUGCCCCGGGACGGGGCCUUCCUGGUGCGGAAACGCAAUGAGCCCAACUCCUACGCCAUCUCCUUCCGGGCUGAGGGCAAGAUCAAGCAUUGCCGUGUCCAGCAGGAGGGCCAGACUGUGAUGCUGGGCAACUCGGAGUUUGACAGCCUCGUGGAUCUUGUCAGCUACUAUGAGAAGCACCCGCUGUACCGCAAGAUGAAGCUGCGCUAUCCCAUCAACGAGGAGGCAUUGGAGAAGAUCGGCACAGCUGAGCCUGACUACGGGGCCCUGUAUGAGGGCCGCAACCCUGGCUUCUACGUGGAGGCCAACCCUAUGCCGACUUUCAAGUGUGCCGUCAAAGCGCUCUUCGACUACAAGGCCCAGAGAGAUGACGAGCUGACCUUCACCAAGAGCGCCAUCAUCCAGAACGUGGAGAAGCAGGAGGGAGGCUGGUGGCGGGGGGACUAUGGUGGGAAGAAGCAGCUGUGGUUUCCGUCCAACUACGUGGAAGAGAUGGUCAGCCCUGCGGCCCUGGAGCCCGAGAGGGAGCACUUGGACGAGAACAGCCCCCUGGGGGACUUGCUGCGGGGGGUCUUGGAUGUGCCAGCCUGUCAGAUAGCCAUCCGUCCUGAGGGCAAGAACAACAGGCUCUUCGUCUUCUCCAUCAGCAUGGCGUCGGUGGCACAUUGGUCCUUGGAUGUGGCUGCUGACUCACAGGAGGAGCUGCAGGACUGGGUGAAAAAGAUCCGAGAGGUGGCCCAGACCGCGGAUGCCAGGCUCACAGAGGGGAAGAUGAUGGAGCGGAGGAAGAAAAUCGCCUUGGAGCUUUCUGAGCUCGUCGUCUACUGCCGGCCUGUUCCCUUCGAUGAAGAGAAGAUCGGCACAGAACGCGCCUGCUACCGGGACAUGUCGUCCUUCCCGGAAACCAAGGCUGAGAAGUAUGUGAACAAGGCCAAAGGCAAGAAGUUCCUCCAGUACAACCGGCUGCAGCUGUCGCGCAUCUACCCCAAGGGCCAGCGGCUGGACUCCUCCAAUUAUGACCCCUUGCCCAUGUGGAUCUGUGGCAGUCAGCUGGUGGCCCUCAACUUCCAGACCCCAGACAAGCCGAUGCAGAUGAACCAGGCUCUCUUCAUGGCCGGCGGGCACUGCGGCUACGUGCUGCAGCCAAGCACCAUGAGGGACGAGGCCUUCGACCCCUUCGACAAGAGCAGCCUCCGCGGGCUGGAGCCGUGCGCCAUCUGUGUUGAGGUGCUGGGGGCCCGGCAUCUGCCGAAGAAUGGCCGAGGCAUUGUGUGUCCUUUUGUGGAGAUUGAGGUGGCCGGAGCAGAGUAUGACAGCAUCAAGCAGAAGACAGAGUUUGUGGUGGACAACGGACUGAACCCCGUGUGGCCGGCCAAGCUCUUCCACUUCCAGAUCAGUAACCCCGAAUUUGCCUUCCUGCGCUUUGUGGUGUAUGAAGAAGACAUGUUUAGCGACCAGAACUUCCUGGCUCAGGCCACCUUCCCGGUGAAGGGACUGAAGACGGGAUACAGAGCGGUGCCUUUGAAGAACAACUACAGCGAGGACCUGGAGUUGGCCUCCCUGCUCAUCAAGCUCGACAUUUUCCCCGUCAAGGAGAACAGCGACCUCAGUCCCUUUGGGGGGACGUCCCUGCGGGAGCGGGGCUACGACAUCUCUGGCCAGCCGGCACACGGCCGGGCCCGGGAGGGCUCCUUCGAAGCCCGCUACCAGCAGCCGUUUGAGGACUUCCGCAUCUCCCAGGAGCAUCUCGCAGACCAUUUUGACAGUCGGGAGCGAAGGGCCCCACGAAGGACUCGGGUCAAUGGAGACAACCGCCUCUAGCUGUGCCCCAGCCUCGCAGAGAGCAGCCGGGGCCGAGCACCCCGCAGAGUGCCGUGAACUGGGUUCUUGGGAAGCGGCCUGCCGUGGCCGCCCUCCUGGCCCCGCCGCCUGGAGGCUGGGUCCCAGCAGUGAACGCUAGACGAAAACCAUGCCAUUAAUGAGAUGUAUUCCUGUUUUGGGCCUCCAUGCCCCAGCUCCGGGGAAGGCAGAAACGUACUGUGUCUCGCAUUUAAGCACACACGGCCCUGACUUCCGGAGAUGGAGCCGUCCAUCUGUGGGGCCAGGACCACAGCCGCAGCUCCUGGGGGAGAGAGGUGGCCUCAGCCAGCGGCACAGGCGGCUCUGAGGACCGCUGACAUUCCUGAGAGGAGAGGAGGGGGAGCAGCCUUGCUGGGCGAGGGAAACAAAAGUUUACACAGUCUGUAGCUUUAAACUGACAGCCAGGCAGGGAGGGAGCCUAGAUGUCCCCUUAGUCUGGUCCUGGGGCCAGGGCGGAGGAGCACAGGGCCUGCCUGGAGAGGAGGACACAGCACAAGGGCACGCCGCCCAGUCAGGAGCACUACCCAGCCUGGCACACGCAGGGACUCGUGUUAAAAAUAGUGGUAUUGGGCAGUCCUGGGCCGUUGGGUUGCCCCGAGAGGGGCCAGCAGAGGAAGCCGAGCCCCGGGCUGCCGCUUGGAGCCAGGACAGCGACAGCGUGUCCCAGGGCCAUGGGAGUGUGAGGGCCCCAGGGCUGAAAACUGGGCGGUGCCUCCUUCCAUGUCAGCAGCGAGACCCGCAGCAAGAUGACAGCUCCAGACCGUGGUCAGGAUGAUGGGCACCGGCAUGGCCGGAGUGGAAAAGCCAGUCAUCGAGGCAGAGGUCAAGUGGGGACUGUCCCCGUGCGUUCAGGAAACCCCUGCACACGAGCAUCGUGUCCUCCCUCAGCAAGGCGCCCUCCGCAGCCCCGCUGCCACCCCGGCUCAGACCGAAGACCUCGUUCCCUGUUGCAGCGAAAGCCACGACCUUGGCUCUGAGCCUGCCAGACGACACUGCACGAGGAGGCCGAGGGGAUCUCCAGUAUUCGUGGAAGCAGUCCAGUCCUGUUCGUAGACAUACGUGACGUUGCAGUGUGGAAUUGUAAAGUUUCUUUUUUGCACACACUCUGUUUCUCACUGUCUUCAUUCCUUCAUGUAGGAUGUAUGAUUUUCUAUGUCUUCCACUUCUGACCUGAAAGCUGCUUGGUGGGGGGAUUGGGGAAACAAAAUGAACAAACUUCUCUGUGCACUGUGGCAGAACUGUUAUUUUUAUGGAUUUUACAGCUCAACUAACAGUGUUACCUUUUCAAGAUUUAUAUAUACUCUUCAGAAGAACCACUGAGCCGUUAAAGCCUUGUUAUUACUCAAUCCUAAUAGUGAUUCAGUUUUCUAUAGCUUACUUUUAGGGUAGCUGGUAAAUUAUUUAACAUGAAAUUUUCCAUAUCAUGGAUUGUAAACCGACAGAAAUUAUACAAUUUCUGAGAAGACAUUGAUUUAUUUAAACUAAUUCUCAAGUUGUGUUUGAAAGUAUGACCUCACAGUCAGCUGUCCAUAGCAAACAUGUCUAUAUAUGGUUGCCAACGUUUGGUUUAUAAUUUAAAUGUUAUUAAAAAUUUUAAAUUUUA